AUGUCAACGACCAAAGUCAGAGCUCCAAUGGAGUUUCAAUCGACGGUGGUAACCACAGUAGACUGCCAGAAACAAGUUCGGUCAUGGCGUCUCCUCCGCUCAUUCAUUCAGCUUCUCAUCCCAACUUGCAACUGCACUUUAGUUCAAGAACUCGAACAAGACAACGUUAACUUGAGAGGCAAGAAACUCUACAACGACAUUAAAUCACGCACGUCUUCUUUCCGUUCCUCUUCUUCCUUAUCUUCUUCCACAGUCACUGGAACAAUCUUCGGGUACCGUAAAGGAAAAAUCAAUUUCUGUAUCCAAACACCGAGAAAAUCGACAAACCUCGAUCUUCUCCUCGAGCUAGCCGUUCCGACCACGGUUUUAGCACGAGAGAUGAGAGGAGGAGCGUUGCGUAUAGUGUUGGAACGCAACAACGAGAGAGACGAAGACGACUCGACGCCGUUUUGGAACAUGUAUUGUAACGGGAAAAGAGUAGGGUACGCGAGAAAACGAUGUCCGUCUAAAGAUGACAUGGCGGCGUUGGAUGCUUUGAGUAAGGUUGUGGUUGGAGCUGGAGUUGUGACUGGGAAAGAGCUUGGUCGGUUUGAUGAUGAGUUGAUGUAUCUGAGAGCUAGCUUUAGACGAGUUAAUAGUGGCUCGAAAGAAUCUGAAGCUUUUCAUUUGAUUGAUCCAGCUGGAAACAUCGGACAAGAACUCAGUAUCUUUUUCGUCCCAUCAUCGGUCUGA
This is a messenger RNA of Capsella rubella, 732 nucleotides long. RefSeq names its product protein MIZU-KUSSEI 1. The transcript has a single exon. Gene Ontology annotation, biological process: hydrotropism. The record is from RefSeq and is a predicted model, not a curated record. NCBI's taxonomy places the organism in Eukaryota, Viridiplantae, Streptophyta, Magnoliopsida, Brassicales, Brassicaceae. Bases 1 to 732 code for a protein of 243 amino acids.